Molecule: messenger RNA, 993 nt
Organism: Trichechus manatus latirostris (Florida manatee)
Lineage: Eukaryota; Metazoa; Chordata; Mammalia; Sirenia; Trichechidae
Gene: TYW3
Product: tRNA-yW synthesizing protein 3 homolog
Exons: 6
Coding region: 87-863 (258 amino acids)
Source: RefSeq, a predicted model, not a curated record
CACCGCUCGUUUCAAUAUGGCGGCCCCCAAGGAGGGGAGCGGCUAAGGUAAACGGGGAACGUUCAGAGUAAAUCCCUCCGAACCUCAUGGAUCGCAGUGCAGAAUUCAGGAGGUCGAAGGCGCAGUUUCUGGGCAAAGCGGACCUCAGCCGGAAGGGUAGUGUGGACGAGGACGUGGUAGAGCUUGUGCAGCUGCUGAACACGCGAGAUCAGUUUUUCACUACCAGCUCCUGCGCUGGCCGCAUCCUCCUCUUAGACGGGGGUGUAAAUGGUUUUGAAGUUCAGAAACAAAACUGUUGUUGGCUACUGGUCACACACAAACCUUGUAUAAAAGAUGAUGUGAUUGUAGCUCUGAAGAAAGCGAAUGGUGAUGCCAUUUUGAAAUUUGAACCAUUUAUUCUUCAUGUGCAAUGUCGACAACUGAAGGAUGCACAGCUUCUGCAUUCAGCAGCCGUAGCUUCUGGUUUCAGGAACUCUGGCAUAACAGUGGGAAAGAAAGGAAAGACUAUGAUGGCUGUCCGGAGUACACAUAGCUUAGAAGUUCCAUUAAGCCACAACGGAAAACUGAUGGUGACAGAGGAAUAUAUUGACUUCCUCUUAAAUAUAGCAAAUCAAAAAAUGGAGGAGAAUAAGAAGAGAAUUGAAAGGUUUUACAACUGCCUACAACAUGCUUUGGAAAGAGAAACUGUUACUAACUCACAUCCCAAGAUCAAAGAGAAAAAUAAUUCAUCAUAUACUCAUAAGAAAAAAAGAACCCCAGAGAAAACAUGUGGCAAGUGUAUUACUGACGAAAACGAUGAAGAACCUGAACAUGAUGAUGAUGAUCCAGGAAUCAGUGUUAAUAUCUUCCCUGAAGAAUAUUGAGAUUUGCUUCUGAAGUAUCUUGUUGGAAAAAGGUUUCUAGUAGAUAUCAUAAAGCUGCUCUUUAUAAAGAGUAUUGUAGUUUGCUGAGUUUAUCAGUCAUUCAUAGGAAUCCCUGGGUGGCAUAAACAGU